Messenger RNA from Bemisia tabaci, 4450 nucleotides. The record is from RefSeq and is a predicted model, not a curated record. Lineage: Eukaryota; Metazoa; Arthropoda; Insecta; Hemiptera; Aleyrodidae.
GUUUUGUUUUGGAUGGACGUGUAAUCAACUACCGGCAUAAUAUUUGUGAAAUUAAAUCAGUUUCUAUCAUAAUAAAAUCCUUAUAAGUGUGUUUUCAGCAAUUUUACAAUCAUAAGUGUGUUGAAGAUUCUAAUUUCAUACGAAUUAUUGAAGUGUCAAGAUGGGUGUAGAAAUAAAAUGGAGAGGAUAUCGAAUGUCUGUAGAAAAGCAAGAGACACUUCUAAAAUUUGGUAUUCUCACAAUAGCAGCAAUUCUGUCCUUCGCAACUCGUCUAUUUUCUGUCCUUCGCUUCGAAAGCGUCAUUCAUGAAUUUGAUCCAUAUUUCAACUAUAGAACAACAGUUUACCUUGCUGAAGAGGGAUACUACAAAUUUCUAAAUUGGUUUGAUGAUACUGCCUGGUAUCCUCUUGGCAGAAUUAUCGGAGGUACUAUCUACCCCGGGCUCAUGGUCACGUCUGCCAUUCUCUACCAUAUUAUGUGGUUCCUCAAUAUUACCAUUGACAUCAGAAAUGUCUGCGUUUUCUUAGCCCCCCUUUUCUCAAGUUUUACAACUUUAAUCACUUAUAUGCUGACAAAGGAAGUCACGAAUACAUCCGCAGGUUUAGUUGCUGCUGCCUUCAUUUCCAUAGUCCCAGGAUAUAUUUCUAGAUCUGUGGCUGGCUCUUACGAUAAUGAAGCCAUUGCUAUCUUCUGCAUGUUACUUACUUAUUAUACGUGGAUCAAAGCUGUCAAAACUGGAACGAUUUUGUGGGCAACAUUAUCAGCUCUAGCUUACUUCUACAUGGUUUCUUCUUGGGGAGGUUACGUUUUUCUCAUCAACUUGAUCCCUAUGCAUGUCUUAAUUCUGAUGAUCACUGGAAGAUUUUCGCACCGUAUCUACAUUGCCUACAGCACCCUCUACUGCGUGGGCACCAUCCUCUCAAUGCAAAUUCCUUUUGUUGGAUUCCAGCCUGUCCAAAGUUCAGAACAUAUGCUGGCUUUGGGAGUCUUUGGUCUGUGCCAAAUUCAUGCUGCGGUCGAUUACAUGAGGAGCAAAUUAUCAAGCGAAGACUUUGAUUAUCUGUUCAAAACUAUCGUUACCUCUGCUGCUGCUGUAGCUAUUAUAGUUGGAGGUCUACUAACAAUUACAGGGAAAAUUGCUCCUUGGACUGGAAGGUUCUACACUCUGCUGGAUCCAUCCUAUGCUAAAAACCAUAUUCCAAUCAUUGCAUCCGUCUCUGAGCAUCAACCGACUGCAUGGUCAAGUUUUUAUUUCGAUCUUCAAGUCCUCGUUUUCCUCUUUCCUGCGGGGCUCUACUUCUGCUUCUCGAAAUUAACGGACUCCAACAUUUUCAUCAUCCUGUAUGGAGUCACCAGCAUUUAUUUUGCGGGCGUGAUGGUACGUUUGAUGUUGGUUUUGGCCCCAAUCAUGUGUAUACUCUCCGGCAUUGCUGUUUCGUCACUGCUCAACCUUUACAUGAAAGAGAUCGAUUUCAACCCGAAGAAAGUGGAGAAGAAACCGCACAAGAAACAAGAUAACAUGGUCAUGAAAAGCGAAAUCGCCAUUGUUUUUGUUGCUGUCAUUACGUUUUUGUUAAUGUCGUACACGUACCACUGCACUUGGGUCACGUCAGAAGCUUACAGUGCCCCAAGUAUUGUUCUUUCAGCUCAUACACAUGAUAGGUCCUUAAUUAUCUUCGAUGAUUUCAGGGAAGCUUACUUCUGGCUCCGGCAAAACACUCCUCCCAAUUCAAGAAUUAUGUCGUGGUGGGAUUAUGGCUAUCAAAUAUCAGCGAUGGCGAAUCGAACGAUAUUAGUGGACAACAAUACUUGGAACAAUACUCAUAUAUCAAGAGUCGGGCAGGCCAUGGCAUCAUCUGAGGAAGACGCCUAUGAAAUAAUGAGAGAGUUGGAUGUUGAUUACGUCUUGGUCAUUUUCGGUGGAGUCGUUGGCUACUCAUCUGAUGAUAUCAACAAAUUCUUGUGGAUGGUUCGAAUUGGAGGCUCGACAGAUCGAGGACGACACAUAAAAGAAUGGGACUACUAUUCACCAACUGGAGAGUUUAAAGUAGACAAAGAUGGAUCUCAGAAUAUGCUCAAUUGUCUCAUGUACAAAAUGUGCUAUUAUAGAUUCGGCGGUGUUUACACGGAGGAAGGCAAACCUCCUGGUUAUGACCGUGUGCGCAGUGCAGAAAUAGGCAACAAAGACUUUGAACUAGACGUUUUAGAGGAGGCCUACACGACAGAGCAUUGGUUGGUUCGGAUCUACAAAGUGAAAGGACUUCGAAACAGAGGUGUUUAGUGUAUUUAGUUGGUUUUUAGUAAUUUUUAUUUUUUUAUUUCUUUCAAUUUUUUUAUCAUUUUUUCUUUUUUUUGGGGAUGGAAAGUUAAUGAAAGUUUGUGAUCUGUUUCUUUAUAUCAUCCAUGCAAAAUGUUUUAAUGAAGUGCACAUGUUUUUUGUGAUAUAUUGAGCCAGUGAAUUUACUUAUCCUAAGAUAAGACACUUAGAGAUCUUUUCUCCAUACGCAAUUCAUGUGAACAAUACUCUACUCUUUGAGGUAGAAAGAACUUUCAUGUUCCUAAUUGUACUUUUUAUUAAUACUUAAAUUUCAGCAUUGCUUCCUAAAAAUUCCUUACGAUUGGAAUUAAGAAAUUUAGAACAAAUCGUCAAACUUAUCAAGGCACAUUGUUGAACGUAAACUAAUGGAAAAAAUUGCUAGAUAUUUAAUAUUGUGAGAUAUCACUCUACAGCAGCUAGAAAAAAUAUGGUGUCUCCUCAGAUCUUACUAUUUUUGCAUAAAUGUGCUAGCAUUAAGUAUGAAGACAUGAUUUUAUGACACGUUCAAGUAACCCAUCCCGUUUGAUGCAGAACUUUCUUGCUAUGUGCGCCUGUGAAUUUCGAAUUCUCGGCAUCCCACCAUAUUUCCUCCGAAUUUUUGCAUUUAGUUAUCUACUUAUUACUACAUAUUGAAGGUUUGACUGUAAGCACUUCUGUUUUCAGCAUUACGACAUCUUUAUGAUGCGUGCAUGUAUCUUAUAUUUCACCACUAGUUUUCAGUUCUACACCCACAUUUUUGUGUCAUCGCAGCUAUGAGGCCAUACAUGAUAUUUACCGGAAAGGUAUUUUUGCGCUAGCCUCCAUAGAAUUAAGGUUUAUUUCAAGACCUGGAAUCAACAAGAGGGCGUUCAAGUAUUGCCUUUAUCAUUUUGGCCGACUUUUUGAACCCUCUCUCUCUCGUAAGCCACCUGUAAGAAAACCUCUGAAUCCUCUUUUUUAAUUACUUAAGCCUGGCCUGAUCGACCCUCCCCCUUUCUAAAUUUUUCUAAAAGAUUUCGCAGGAAACCUAAAAAAUUGCCAGAAAAAGUAUUUUUAUCGAAAAAUAUUAUUUUUUUUUGCUCCUUUUUUUUCAAAGAGAUGCUUUUAUGUAAUCCCGGAGUCGACUUCCUCUUCCUUCCCCCCUUAAGCAGCUUACGUAAUACCUGAACGGCCCUCAACCUUUAUUUUUACUUUAAAUUUGUCUCUGAAAACUGGGAGAUUUUAGUAGGAAUAAAUUUAAAAACAAUUAUCAAUUUGAGAAUUUGAGUGUAUUGAAAUAAAUAUUUUUUUAAUUUUAUAUGAUUCCAUGUAAUACUUAGUCGAAUUUUACUCUUCAGGGCACAGCAUUCUUAGAUUCUACUUUUUGACCCUUUGCUAACGGAAACAUGAAAGUAUGGAUUGAAAUUUUCAGGGAAUAGCUGUCGCUAUUUGUCGAGUCUACCUCAAUGUCCCACUGAUGUAGUUGCUACUGCCCUGAUUUUUUAUGUACGUGCAAUUUUCUUUCUUGGAGCACUUCUCAUCCUCACUUCAAUAAUGAAUUGUGCUCAAAUCCUUGGGAAUUACUUUAUAUUUGAUUUAAAUCUUAAAAUUAGUGCUAGGUUAAAAAAAUUGCGUCUGUGAGACAGCUUCCUAUUUUUAUACCUUUAUCUGCUCUUGUGAACCUCAUUUUUUCAUUGCCAAGCUAGGUUUUCUUGAUUUUGAGAUUCCUCUUCCGGCAGACGGUCACAAGUAGAAAAAAAAGAGGGAACUAAAUUUUUACAUUCCUUACUUAUGCUGUUGAUCGAAGCAUAUGAAUGAAAGUAAGAUCGGUUAAAAUAGAAAUACUGGUUUCCCAAGUUGACUAUAGAUAAGGAAAUCCAAUUCGCAGUGUAGUCAAAUUAACAGGGCAAAAUAUUAAUUUUUUUUAACACCUUACGUUUAAUAAGAUUAAUUGUUGUUAUUUGAUUGUAUUGAUAUCUUUUUAGCUGUACAUUGAGCUGGUUUUUCAGCAUUUUGUGUAAAAUGUUAGUUUUAAUGUUGAAGUAAUCUAUGUGUCUUCAGAUUUAGAACUGUUGUACAUAAUUCAGUCAAUGGGAACUGUCUUCUAAAAAAUUUCACAUUUUCUAACUGAAGGGAAUGACAGUUGGCAAAGAACAAUAAAAAGAUGUUUUUCAA